Monopterus albus (swamp eel) is the source of this 2734-nucleotide messenger RNA. It is a transcript of the gene fkbp9, whose product is annotated as FKBP prolyl isomerase 9. The record is from RefSeq and is a predicted model, not a curated record. Bases 121 to 1821 code for a protein of 566 amino acids. Lineage: Eukaryota; Metazoa; Chordata; Actinopteri; Synbranchiformes; Synbranchidae. Gene Ontology annotation, cellular component: endoplasmic reticulum. The transcript has 10 exons. Gene Ontology annotation, molecular function: calcium ion binding; peptidyl-prolyl cis-trans isomerase activity.
GGCAGGACUUUUAGCCAACUCGGAGUAGAGGAAACCAAUGUACCGGGAAACAGGGAGGCAAACACGUACAGGCCGAGCCCACAGUUAUCUACAUCGUUUAGCAGCUUGUCGGCAGUGAAAAUGAUCCAAUGCGUGCAUGGGGUGCUGUAUCUGUCGUUUCUGGUGGCAUUCGCCGCCUGCAACGCUCCUCCGGUACCCUUAGACGACAUCAUCAUUGAGAAAACUUUCGUGCCAGAACAGUGUGUGCGCGCAGUAAAAGUAGGGGAUUAUGUCAGGUAUCACUACAUUGGCACGUUUCCAGACGGCAAGAAGUUUGACUCUAGUUAUGACCGUAGCAGCACCUACAACGUGUUUGUUGGUAAGAAGCAGCUGAUCGAAGGGAUGGACAAAGCUCUGGUGGGGAUGUGUGUCAAUGAGAGAAGACUGGUCAAGGUCCCACCUCACCUUGCCUAUGGAAAGGAGGGAUAUGGUGACAUCAUCCCUCCUGACUCCAUCCUCCAUUUUGACGUCCUGCUGCUUGACGUGUGGAACUCGGAUGAUGGCGUGCAGAUCAAUACCUACCACACCCCCCCGACCUGCUCCAGAAAGGUGGAGGUGUCUGACUAUGUCCGCUACCACUACAAUGGCACACUGCUGGAUGGGACUCUCUUUGACUCCAGUCACACCCGUAUGCGUACCUAUGACACCUACGUUGGGAUUGGUUGGUUGAUUGCCGGUAUGGAUCAGGGCCUUCUGGGAAUGUGUGUUGGAGAAAGACGUAUCAUCACAAUGCCCCCGUCACUCGGCUAUGGAGAGAAUGGAGAUGGUAGCGACAUCCCAGGGCAGGCAUCUCUGGUGUUCGAUGUCAUGCUCCUGGACCUCCACAAUCCCAGAGAUGGGAUCACAGUGACCAAUCAGACGAUUCCAGAGUCCUGCACGAGGAAGACAGUAGCUGGAGAUUUUGUACGCUACCACUAUAACGGCAGCCUCCUCGAUGGGACGUUCUUUGAUUCCAGCUACUCUCGUAAUCGUACCUAUGACACCUAUGUGGGUCAAGGCUACGUGAUUGCCGGCAUGGAUGAAGGUCUGAUUGGAGUCUGUGUCGGAGAGAGACGCACCAUCACCAUCCCCCCACAUCUGGCCUAUGGAGAGGAGGGCACAGGCACUAACAUCCCAGGUUCAGCUGUGCUGGUGUUUGAUGUUCACAUCAUCGAUUUCCACAACCCCUCAGACAGCAUCGAGGUCACGGUCACAUACAAGCCAGAAACGUGUGAUAAGCAAACCAAGAAGGGAGACUUUGUAAAAUAUCACUACAAUGCCUCCCUCAUGGACGGCACAUCAAUUGACUCCACGUAUAGUUAUGGAAAGUCGUACAACAUCGUGCUGGGAGCCAACCAGGUAGUCCCAGGGAUGGAGGACGGACUGAUGGACAUGUGUGUGGGCGAGAAAAGGCACCUUGUCAUCCCACCUCACCUGGGCUAUGGGGAGAGAGGAGUCAUUGAUGAAGUUCCUGGGAGCGCUGUGCUUGUGUUUGACAUCGAGCUGGUAGACAUGGAGGAAGGACUUCCUGAAGGCUACAUGUUCAUCUGGAACAGUGAAGUGUCACCUGACCUCUUCACUGAGAUGGACAAAAACAAAGAUGAGCAGGUGGAGCCCUCUGAGUUUACCGACUACAUCAUGCGGCAGGUGAAUGAGGGUAAAGGUCGACUGGCUCCUGGCUUUGAUCCUUAUCGCAUCAUUGACAACAUGUUCUCCAACCAGGACCGCAACGGAGAUGGAAAAAUCACAGCGGCUGAGUUCAAGCUCAAAGCAGAUGAAGCUGAAGCCCACGACGAGCUAUGACGGGACUCAGUGUGACAUUCAGAUCAGGGUGGAGGGUAAAGGGUCAGACAGUCAGAGAAACUUGGGGUUGUUUUACAUAUGUGGAUGGUGGAGAAAGAAAAAAUGAGGCUGUAUGUGUAAACUAAGUACGGGGUGAGAAAUAUGCUGAUUCAGCUUUUUUUUAUUUCGAGGACUGAGAUGGUAAAAGUGCCAAAUGAAUUUGAGAAGAAAGAGGAUUUAAGAAUUAGAUUAUUUUGAGGACAAAAAAAUUUGGAAGACGUUUAACUUGAGGACUAUAUGAAAAUGAAUGACUUUUCUUUACUUCUUCUCACAUCAGUUUUUUCUCUUUUUCUACGUAACAUUUUGAGGGGUACAAAAGCAGAGAACAAUCUAAGACCUCAUUCCACAAUUUCUAUAUUCAACACUUUUUUAUUGUUGUUGACAUCUUGUUGUCGUGCGUGACACUUUCUUUUCACUCUGUAUCACAGGGUGAGUUCAUCUUCGUUUGCUGUAACAUACUAGGAUGAAGGGAGUUCACAUUUGUUUCUGAGAGCUACCACUCAUUUAUAGGUGAAGAUAAGUUAUAAUUGUAAAUGAGAGGUUUAUGCUAGAGCAACCGAUUAUUUACACAGUUUACAGCUGAUGCCUGCCAUUUAUAGGGGAUCAGUCACCCUCCAACAAAACGCUGAACAGUCCACGUGUUGUUGUGGCACUUCGGUCUUUCAAUCACUUUUGGUCAGCUAAUUGUUCCGUGUGUCCAUUACCAAUGUCAGCUGCGGCUUUGUGUUUUAGUGUGUGAGUAUGUGUGUGUCAGGGAGAGAAAAGUGUGCGUGGGAAUGUUGUUUUUGUUUUACAUUGUCAUUCAGGAGAACACUGAGGCUUGAUCAAAUCCUGUUAGCAAAAGGUUUAAUUUGAUUAAAUGACUUGACCUAAA